Messenger RNA from Neogale vison (American mink), 3031 nucleotides. It is a transcript of the gene ANKMY2, whose product is annotated as ankyrin repeat and MYND domain containing 2. The coding region runs from base 869 to 2056 and encodes 395 amino acids. The transcript is spliced from 10 exons. Gene Ontology annotation, molecular function: protein binding. The record is from RefSeq and is a predicted model, not a curated record. NCBI's taxonomy places the organism in Eukaryota, Metazoa, Chordata, Mammalia, Carnivora, Mustelidae.
CUUGAUAUUUUAUACUGGAAUACAUAAAAAUACUAGAAAGACUAGAAAAUUUGUAGGAUGGUAGCUGCUUUAUAUCUGUUUGGAACAUCAAAAUUUAUUAAUGUCACUUCCUUUUUUUCUUUGCCCAUUGAGAUGUUUCCAUAAAGAACAGUCUAUACUAUAACUCAGAUAAUGCAUAGUAAAAAUUACAUUCAAAAUUUGUAAUUCUUUUUGUUCUUAUGAUUCAAAAUUGAACUAAGAAAGUGUAUGAGAUAUCCUCUUACUUGGAAAGCUUCUAUACAUUUCAUAAUACACAUUAUGUUGUAUACCUGAAAUUAAUACAACAUUGUAUGUAAAUUAUACCUCGGUAAAAAAAAAAAAAAAAAAAAAAAGAAAAGCUUAAUAUAAAUUAUCAGUUAGCACAUGUUUGGCUUCUGUUUCCCAGGAUCAAACAGCCCAGCACUGACAGCUGAUAUGGGAAAAAGAUACACGGCUUUAUAGACAUGACAAAGAUAACAAGUUCAGAGAUUGCACAGAAAAUGAUAUGAUUGGGUUUGCUCAUUGCCCCUUUAAAAAGCUCUCAUGGAUUGCCUCUGAAAAACCAGUCCCUGUUAAGACUGCUGGUAAAUAAGAAAGAGCAAAAAGAAAGAAAAUUAAAAAAAAAAAAAAAGAGGAAACAGGAUCAGGAAUCAGGGAGGCAGGCAGAUGAAGUGGACAGAAGUGAUCAACACAGAGGACAGUUAAAACACAAGCAGACAUAAACAGAAACAAUGAGGACUCCUGCUGGAAUGUCUUCUGGAGAGCCUCUUGAAGGUCCCAGCCUUCCUAUAAUUCUCGCAUCAGUAACCCUUCAAGAAUAUUGGUUGGGCGCCUGGAUGACUCAAAUGGAAUGACUCCUCUAAUGCAUGCUGCCUAUAAAGGGAAACUUGAUAUGUGCAAAUUACUUUUACGACAUGGAGCUGAUGUAAAUUGUCAUCAACAUGAGCACGGAUACACAGCCCUCAUGUUUGCUGCGCUUUCUGGUAACAAAGACAUCACAUGGGUAAUGUUGGAAGCCGGAGCUGAGACAGAUGUUGUCAACUCUGUGGGAAGAACUGCAGCUCAGAUGGCAGCCUUUGUGGGUCAACACGACUGUGUGACGAUCAUCAACAAUUUCUUUCCUCGCGAGAGAUUGGAUUAUUACACUAAACCCCAGGGGCUGGAUAAAGAGCCGAAACUGCCUCCAAAGUUGGCGGGCCCACUGCACAAAAUUAUUACUACAACCAAUCUUCAUCCUGUCAAGAUCGUGAUGCUUGUCAACGAGAACCCUCUGCUGGCAGAAGAGACAGCCCUGAAUAAGUGCUACAAGGUGAUGGAUUUGAUCUGUGAGAAAUGCAUGAAGCAGAGAGACAUGAAUGAAGUUUUGGCUAUGAAAAUGCAUUACAUCAGCUGUAUCUUCCAGAAAUGUAUUAGCUUCUUAAAGGAUGGCGAGAAUAAACUGGAUGCUCUGAUCAAAAGCUUGUUAAAAGGCCGAGCUUCAGAUGGCUUUCCGGUAUAUCAAGAAAAGAUCAUAAGGGAAAGCAUCAGGAAAUUUCCUUACUGUGAAGCCACACUCCUCCAGCAGCUGGUGCGAAGCAUUGCUCCUGUGGAAAUUGGUUCUGAUCCCACUGCAUUCUCUGUUCUUACCCAAGCCAUUACUGGUCAGGUGGGUUUUGUGGAUGUGGAAUUUUGCACUACCUGUGGAGAGAAGGGAGCAAGUAAAAGAUGUUCCGUCUGCAAGAUGGUUAUAUAUUGUGAUCAGACCUGCCAGAAAACACACUGGUUUGCACAUAAGAAAAUCUGUAAGGAUUUAAAGGACAUUUACGAAAAGCAACAAUUGGAAGCUGCCAAAGAAAAGAGUGAAGAGGAAAACAAUGGCAAACUUGAUGUCAAUUCUAAUUGUGUUCAUGAAGAACAGCCAGAGGCUGAUGCGGGGAUCUCCCAAGAGACUUGUCAGCCUAAGGAGUCUGUGGAAGGGGAGAAAGAAUGUUCUCCAAGUGGAGCGGGGUUGGAAUGCUUCCAGGAUGCUCCUGCAGGCCCGCAGGAAUCUGAGGAGUGAAGGGCAGAGUGGGGCCGGCAUGGAUGGUUCAUGCCCUGGCAGGUAGCCAGAGAGCUCACGUGACUGUGUCCUCACUGCCUCGUGACCCCUGCGUGGCACCAUGGUGGGAGACCAUGUUUCCUAGAAUGGAUGCCUUCAAGCAAAGCUCUGUCUACCAUGCCCUGAGUUCCUCGUGAUUUCUGUACUGUGAUUGGACAGUUACUCCAAGGGGAAAAUGUGUGUUUCAAAGUAUCGCAGAAACAUUUUGACUCCUUUUCUGAGGCCAGCUUCUCAGAAGUUGUUCUCAAAACAAAAGACAUCCCCUUCAAGAAGAAAUGUAGGCUGUGGGGAACAAAGGGGCAAGCAGAACAGGCGUUGGAGAAAGAUUCUUCAGGAAAGAAGACUUUACUAGCCACGGAGAUGGAUAGUUAAACAAGUCAUAACUUAUAUGUGAAUAAGAUGCAUAUAAAUAGCAUUUAUAAUAGUGAAGUCCUACUUAUUUAGAUGCAGUGAAAUGAAGAAAAGGCGUACAUUAUAGGGUCUGUCACAGUUCAUUCAUUGUAGUUUUGUAUAGAAACAAUUUCAGCAGUCUGAACUUGAUAUAGUUCCUGCAGUGACAUGUUAUCUACAGCAUUUGUACCUUCAGAUAUGUCAGAACAAAGGCAUAGCCACAAUUAUCUCAGCAUGUGCAUUAAAAGGGGUGUCUCAUGAAAUUUCUGAUAAAAUAAUGGCUAAACUUAGUGUGUCCCCAGUUAUGAAACAGAUUCAUGUGCCAUAUUCUACUUGAAAGGCUUUUUUCUUUCUAUAAGCUUUUCAUGGGGCUCUUCCUGCCCAGAAACUGAUUUAUAACUUACUUUUAGAAUGUGCUGCUGCCACGGCUCAGCACAUGCCAUACGGAAGCCAGGCUAGGGCCUGAUCGCCGAAGACAGCACUGUGUUUCAGAGUUUCUUGUAAUGAUUGUAAAAUAAAUCAUGCCUACUGAUAUAACCAACACCA